AUGCAGACUAACAACAAUAGUGUGAGUGAGCCAACAGGAAUGUACGGAUCUUCAGGAUACAAGGUUGCAAUAGCUCGAACCAAAAAUUAUCCUGAUAACAAAUUUAGUGGAGCUGGAAUGGCAGCUAGUAUAUGGAAUCCUCCUGUUAAAGAUGGACAACAUAGUGCAUGUCGACUGAAAAUUCAAAAAGGAUCUGAUAUUUUACAAGUUGGUUGGAGAGUGGACCCAACACUCUAUGGGGAUAACAAAGCUAGGCUUUUCAUACAUUUUCAAGAUCAAGCUAAUGGAAAUUGGUGGCUUUUUAUGGAAGAAAAUCAUAUUCAAAUUGGUUUUUGGCCUCAAAGGAUCUUCACUAAGUUGACUAGCUUUGCCACAAACGUUGAAUGGGGAGGAGUGGUAUAUAGUCCACCAGGUGUACCUAAACCUCCUAUGGGAUCCAAUUUUUUUCCUGUGUUAGACUCUGAUUAUGAUGCAUAUUGUAGGGCUAUUACAGUGACAAAUGAUAAAGGUGAGACCAUGAACCCAACUGAAACAACCACAUUUGUCAACAAUCCUGAUAUGUAUUUUGUUUUCGAUGUACAUAAUUUUAAGCAUCAUCAUUUUGUACUCUAUGGAGGGCCUGGUGAUCAGAUACAAGUUUAG
Molecule: messenger RNA, 642 nt
Organism: Solanum tuberosum (potato)
Lineage: Eukaryota; Viridiplantae; Streptophyta; Magnoliopsida; Solanales; Solanaceae
Exons: 5
Coding region: 1-642 (213 amino acids)
Source: RefSeq, a predicted model, not a curated record